Harpegnathos saltator (Jerdon's jumping ant) is the source of this 2729-nucleotide messenger RNA. Its product is annotated as secretory phospholipase A2 receptor. The transcript has 17 exons. Lineage: Eukaryota; Metazoa; Arthropoda; Insecta; Hymenoptera; Formicidae. The record is from RefSeq and is a predicted model, not a curated record. The coding region runs from base 1 to 2535 and encodes 844 amino acids.
AUGUCAGGAAAUUUACUGACGUACACUUUCCCUUGUAUUGUCGCUGUAGUACUAAAUACAAUUACUUCCACGGCGGAAAUGCGAUAUAAACAGCAAUAUCAAAUAUAUAAAUCAGGUAAAAGCGAGCCUCAACCGGUGGUCGAGUAUUACAACUUGAACGGAACGCAAUAUUUCUUCUUCUCUCAAAAAUUGACGUGGGACGAAGCAGGAGUGUUGUGCGGUAAUUACAACGCAAGGCUCGCUAUCCUAGAUACCAUGGAGAAAGCCAUCAGCGUCGCACAAUCGAUCGCGGACUCCAACAUAGAAAUCGAGGAAGAUUUGUGGCUCGGAGGUCGACGUUUGGGAAACACAUGGUCUUGGAUGUACAAUCGCGUCGAGUCGUGGAGGAACACCGAGAUACCUUUGGAGCCGGACACGGAAGAUUAUCCUCCGUGGAGCAGAAGGCCGUUGCGACCGAUGAAAGAGUGCCUAGCGAUCGAUCGUCGUGCUCAUUCUCAUCCUAACUUCGUCGACCUCGACUGCCGGCUGCAGCGGCCUUUCAUUUGCGAAAAGGGAUUCGAGGAGGACGUCGGCAAACCUGUGCCAUCCAAGUGGCUGCGGAUUCAACACCGCACGUAUGUCCUCUACCACGCCAGGGUAACCUGGGAAGAAGCCGCGAUACAUUGCCGUUUAUUGGGCGCCAGAUUGGCGAUCAUGGAGAGCUCCAACGUCAUAGAAAUUCUCGCUAACAGCAUGACGAAGACCCGACCCGAUUUCGAGACCGUCUGGAUCGGAGCGCACUACUCCUAUGGACAGUGGCUGUGGAUGCCCACAGGCACGAGUUUGAGCCCGGUUACGGACGUGAAGAGUGGCUACCCACCGUGGAGAUUCGGCAGAUCCGAGAUAAAUGACGGUUGCCUGCUCCUCGACCGACAUCUGGACAACACGCCGAGCUUCGUCGAGGCGAGAUGCGACCGCAAACGCGACUUCGUAUGCGAGGAAUAUCCGGAAGACGAGACCGGCAACUGGUUGAACGAACCGAUGAAAUUUAUGUACAAUGACAGCAUCUACGUCAUUUAUCCGAUGAAGAAGAGUUGGCACGAGAGCAGAGCGUUCUGUAACGAGCAGGGUAGUGUGCUGGCUUAUAUGAACGACAUAAACGUGACCAAUCUGAUAGUCGAAGCGAUGGGCGAUCAUCCCAAAGAUAUAACUCACGUUUGGAUCGGAGGACACCAGAUUAAGCCGAACGAGUGGCGAUGGGCGCAAAGCGGUAAGAGGAUCGCGGAGAAGAAGGACUCUUCCGGAUUCCCACCGUGGGCAAACAUGAGCGUGCAACUCGAUUAUUACAGCGGAGUGUCGACCUGCCUAAAUUUGGAUCGCAGCGAUCACGUGAAGCCGCAUUUAUAUGGCCUUGAUUGCGGCAGCAAGCAGCCGUUCGUUUGUAAAAUAACGUGUGACGUAACACCACCCGUGAGGAACGGUAAUUGGACGUGCGAGGACACGCGAGACGGCAAACACUGCGUAUUACAUUGCGGCAAAGGAUUUAUAAUAUUGGGCGUAAGAAAUGUAUCAUGCACGCAUCGAAACGGUUGGAAUACCGUGAAAAAUUGGCUCGAGAUGCCGUUAUGUCUCGGAACAUUUCAGUAUUUCAAGUUUGCAGCCUCGAGGGAUUACACGAGGCGAAUGGUGAGAUCCUUAGAUCACGAUCUACGAAGCAGCGCGGGCUAUUACUUCAUUCUGGAUCACGUGAACGAGGGAAUACGAUCGCUAUCGUUGCGUUUUAUCGAGCGAAUUCUCAAUAUCUUUCCGAUGAAUUAUAAUCUCCAAAUGGGAAUGUAUUGCCUGGUGACGAGUCCACCGGUUCAAUUGCCAUUCAAUCAAACUGACACUUGCGCCGUGCUACAUACGGUCAAGUAUCUCGCUAAGAAAUCGAGCGUGAAAGACAGUCGCCAAGAAAUGCAUUCCAGUAUCUUACAAAAGCACCUCUCGGCGCACAAAGGAAAAAAAGUUGUGAUAUUUACAAUUGUCGACGCAAACCAUAUAUCUCGCUACCUGGAAAUCCUUGCAAAUAUGAAAAUUAAUGACAAUAGAAUCGUUGCGAUCGGCUCGAAAGACGACUGGGAGAUUUUACUGGCCUUAGCUUCUGUCGGCUUCGAUCGUCGUAAAAAUCUUUAUCUAUUCAAUACGAUUGAAUUCGACACGAUCAUUAAAGAACUGUAUAAUUUCAAAAAGAAGACACUGAAAUGUCCAUCGAAACAAACAACCAUCAUCAACGUACAUCCGACCGAAGUGAGUGCAAACACAACUCUUCAUGGGCCAAAUAACGUGCAAAAUACUACAAUGCAAUCUAUUGUCCGUGAUAUUGUAACAAUACCAAGUGGCUUUACUGAAACUAAUCAAAAUCAAGAUGACACAAAUCUGCAAGAUCAAGCAAUACUGCAAGAUGGGAAUAUAAUGAAGAAGGAUCAAGAUCUAGAGUCGAAGGAACAAUCAUGGGAAGAUACAGCAGAUGAGCAUUCAUCGGACGGCACGCUCGAAGAUCCUGAAAAUUUUUAAAAUAACAUAGAACAAUUUAAUAGCUUGUCUGUGCAGAAAAGUUGCAGCAUCCAUCCUAAUGAUAUGCGAACAUAUAUCUAAUGUUCCACACUGUUUUGAUUAUUUUCCGCACACCUCACGAACGGCACACGAACAACGCACGGAAGACAUUCACCCAAUCGUCAUUUUCUUUGGCACUUUAUUAACGCAAAUAA